Molecule: messenger RNA, 6532 nt
Organism: Strongylocentrotus purpuratus (purple sea urchin)
Lineage: Eukaryota; Metazoa; Echinodermata; Echinoidea; Camarodonta; Strongylocentrotidae
Gene: xpot
Product: exportin-T
Exons: 22
Coding region: 285-3194 (969 amino acids)
Biological process (GO): tRNA re-export from nucleus
Cellular component (GO): nuclear matrix; cytoplasm; nuclear pore
Molecular function (GO): small GTPase binding; tRNA binding
Source: RefSeq, a predicted model, not a curated record
CACACAAUCCAUUCAUUUGCGACGUUUCGACGCACAUGGAUAUUGCGUGUGUGUAAUUUAUGUUUUGGGUUGUUGAGUACACGUUGCAUCAGCCUAUAUGUGUAGACCUUUAUAAUGUUUAUGUUGCCUUGUUUUAGCUACAUGUUUAGAAAGUGAUUGAUUUUAUUACAGGCAGUUAAGGUUCAGAUGUGUAUGAUAACAUCGGUCGGAAUUCAGCAAAUUAAUUAUAGUUGUUUAUUGUGAUGAGUUGAUUGAGCAGAAGCCAUACUGCUAGCUGCAUCGAUAUGAAUGAGCAAGCACUCGAGGGACUUGGAUCUUUCGCAACUGCUGAAGAUCGCAACAGGGCCUUGGCGUACUUUGAGCAGCUGAAGCAGUCUGACAAUGGAUGGAAGUUGUGCGCGGAAGCCAUCACUCAAGGCGUCUAUGAGAAUGAUCACAUCAAGUUCUUCUGUUUUCAAGUUCUGGAACAUUUUGUCAAUGAGAGAUAUGUGACGGCAGACCCUGCCGAUCAGCAGCUCUUGAAACAAACCUUGAUGACAUGGCUUCAUAUGCAGACGAUGGCUACCCAAGAAGAGAAGAGCUUUGUGAGGAACAAGGCAGCUCAACUCUUCUCCCUCAUGUUCAUCAAUGACUACCCACACAGAUGGCCAACGUUCUUCUCCGACCUCCUGCAGAUGCUGCAGGUUGGGGAAGCGGCCAUCGAUAUGUACCUCAGGGUGUUGCUGGCCAUCGACACUGAGGUUGUUGACAGGGAGAUCAUACACACCCAAGAGGAGACAUUAAGGAAUAAUCAACUCAAGGAUGAUAUGAGAGAGAGGUGCAUUCAAGACCUGGUGAAUUCCUGGUUCCAGAUACUUAAAAACUAUGAAUCUUCCAACCCCGAGCUAGCCUGUCUGUGCCUGGAGGUCGUCGGUGUCUACGUAUCGUGGAUCGACAUCAGCUUGAUAGCCAACGAGCGCUUCGUGGGCCUCCUCCUCCAUCACCUGUCCAUCGAUGUCCUGAGGGAGAGUGCUUGUGACUGCUUCCAUGAGAUCAUUGAGAAGGGCAUGGAUCCGGUGGCCAAGACUGAACUGGUGGAAUCUGUGACCAAAGUCCUGCAGGACUCUGGAGUCAUACCACCUUCAGGGGAAGAAGACAUAGAUUUUGUAGCAAAGCUGUCCAAACUCACCAACGGCAUUGGAUGCAACCUCAUAUCAUCGUGGCAAAAACUGGUGAAGAGUAAGAACUCUGUUGGAGCUCUGAAUACAUUACAAGCCAUAGAUAGUAAACUACCCCUGCUCUUCAUGUUCCUUGGUCAUGAAGACGAUGACAUCUCGUUAGCCGUAUCAGAGUUUGCCAGGGACUAUAUAGGUAUUCUAAAACAGAUUGGUACUCUGAAUGAGAGCCAGAUUGCCAAUGCACAGAGACUCCUUCUCAUUCUCCUUGAUAAGUUCCGUUACGAUGAGACGUACAACUUUGACGCCCAGGGAGAAGAUGAGAUCAUGUUCAUCGACUACCGCCGUCAGCUCAAAGUCCUCUUCGACAACCUCGCACAGCUCAACCAGGACAUGGUACUUUCUAGUGUCCAUUCUGUCGUCAUGGAGACGUUAGGGCAUUGGAGGAGUAAGAAGUUCACCGAUGUGGAGCUGGCUGUGAGAUUACUGUACCUGUUAGGUGAGGCCAUUCCUGCCAAAGAGGGAAACCAUUUUGUAGGAGACUCUGCAAGGACAGAACCUAUCAAGGAGAUGAUGAGAAUGUUGGUAUCUUCAGGAGUAGUUGGGCAUUCACAUUGGGCUGUCACAUUACAAGUGUAUGAGACGGUUGUCCGCUACGAGAGGUUCUUCAACCACGAACCCCAGCACAUCCCCGAUAUCCUGGUCACUUUCCUAGAUGACCGUGGUCUGAGACAUCGUCAUCCUACGGUCAGGAGCAGGUCAGCGUACCUCUUCACCCGCUUCAUCAAGUCACUCAAGCAUCAUCUGAGUAACUUCACAGAAGAGAUCCUGAAGAGGAUACAGGACCUUCUCAUCAUUGUCUUACCAGAGAAUGGUCAUCCUCCGUUAUUGACUACAGAUGAUCAGCUGUUCCUCUAUGAAGUAGCAGGGGUUAUCAUCACAUGUAGUGCCGUUGGACCAGAGAAGAAGCAGAUUCUUCUGAGGAAUGUACUAGCACCCAUCAUAGACAAGUUCAACACCCUCUAUCCUAAGUUAUGUUCAGAGACGGAUGAGCAACGUCAAGUUCUCUUUGCAGAGAUCAUUGCUCACGCCAUAGCUUGCACCAGUCGCACCAGCAAGGCAUUCCAUUCCCAGCUGACCAUCAAGCAAUGCGGCAUCGAGACGUGCUACACCGAUGCCUUGGACGUCUUCCUGAGGGCUUUAGACGUGCCCCACCAGCUCGGCAUCGUCCACGCCUCGGUGAGGCAGUAUCUUCACAGGAUGGUCGUGUGUCUGGAGGAAGACGUGUUGCCUUACGUACCCGUAGCCGUAGAGCAUCUCUUGAAGAAGUCGGAAGCCAGGGACCUGCACAAGUUCAUGCCCCUUAUCAAUCAGAUCAUCUCAAAGUUCAAGAAAACCAUCAUCCGGUUCCUGCAAGCAGUGUUCAUGCCCAUUGUGAGGACCAUAGAUACCGUCCUCAAGCAACCAGCUGAAGAAGCUGACACCCAAGCCACCAUUGAUAAGCAAACGUUGAGGAGAUGCUACUUUCAGUUCCUUCAAUGCAUUGCAAUGAACGAUUGCCUAGAAGUCAUUAGUCACCAAGAGCAACCAUGUUUUGAAGAGGUGUUACUGAGCGUGGUACGAGCCACAAUUGAAGAACCAGAUCCUGUGAUGAUCAAGACAUGUUUCAACAUCCUGAAGAGAUUGAUAGAGUCUUGGGGUGGUAACGGAGGGAUGCCUCUCUUCAGAGACUUCAUCUACAAGUACGUCAUCCCUGCCUGUUUCUUAGCUCCCCUCCAGAAGACCUUUGACCUCACUGAUGCACAAACCGUCAUGGCCUUAGCUGAAGCUUCAACAGUACUUAAGAGUAUCUACACUAAAGAUGGAUUAAACCUGAUCCAGUUUCUACAAACAGAAUGUUUCUUGUCUCUGCCAGUCCAUGUGGACACAGACUCCGCCCAGGCAUUUUGUCAAGCACUCCAAGAAAUGGAUGGCAAAAAUUUCAAGGGUUUUUGCAAGAUGUUCUUUGAAUCUGCCAAAAAAUCAGUGAUAGCUUCAUGACACAGGGAGAAUGUUUCGUGCUGAGCAUGUUUGAUGCUGACCAUGCAAUGUGUGCUUGUUCAUAGCAAAGAACAAACAGUACCAUACAUGGACAGACAAUGACAUACGAGAACAUUAUGGGAUACAUGUAACUUCAAUGCAAGCCUGUAAAUAGAAAGUUAUUUUAAAGCAUUGUAUCAAGAAGUCGUUACCAGGGAAAGUAUACAAUCAUCAAAUGAUGUGGAUUUUUUUAAAAACGUCUCUGACCUUUGCUGCAAAUUACGAUAGGCAUUUAACCACUACAAGGUCAACCAUGAGCGAUGGAUGACGCAACAAGACCUUGUAUGAGGAGUUCUGCAAAGCAGCAGUUUAUUACUCUUCAGAUUGUUUGAGUCACACUGGAAGAGAAAGCACCUAAUUCGUACCCCGUUCGACUCUUCUUCUUGCAAGCCACUGUGAAUCAGACUCAUCAUGAUAUGGACAAAAUCAUGAAUUUACUUAUUCACUGCUUACAUAAGUUUAAUGUGAUUGAUGAUGUUGCUAAAAGAGUCAGACGAUGAAUUCUUGUAUUAAUUUCUCUUUCUUUAAUACGAAAGAGGUUCCAUACUUGUUAUUUUAAGACAGGUGAUCUUUAUAUUGCAGAUCUCAUUGUUUCUGAAAUCAAAUGGAGGAUUCAGAUUCCAAUUUAAUGAGGGGUUAUCCAAAGAAAUCAUGCUAAAUAAAAGAGAGACAAUAUUUUGUUUUGCCCGUGAACACCCUUAGUUUCUAAAAUAUUUUCAUUCUAUUAUGUUCAGUACUCUUUUUAUUUUCGCUUUACAUUCUUUGUUUUCUUCUCCUUAUCAGCAAUAUACUUUCUUGACAAAGCUAACAUCUAGAGAAUGUAAAAGAUAUAUAGUAUUACUUGUUUUGACUAAAUCAAUAUGAUACAUAUUAGUUCUCAUCACGUUAUCUUAUUAGACUUAUUUCAUGCAUAAGAACAAACAAUGCUCUGUAAAUUGUGCCUUUAGUAAAUGAAAUUUUACUUCCUAUAUAUAUAUAUCAAAGAAAAUGUCAAGUUCUUUUGGUUUUUCUAUCUUUUAGUCACAUGUCUUCAUGGAUAAACUCUAAGAGAGUCUUGUCGAGUUCUAUCAUAAUUAUUUCAACUCUAAAAAUCAUGUCAGGAAAAGUUUUCUUUGAUUUGGUGAAUGGACACUUUAGCAAAAUCAAUAAAAUACAUGAAUGAGUAAUUUGUCACUCUAGUGCAUCUUCUGGAAUACUAAAACCAACUUUAUGAUUGAUUAUAUUUUGUAACAUGAACUUGAGCCAUUAAUGGUAUUCCUGUAAUCAUGAGAUAAGCGUAUCGAGAAAUAAGUUUAAAGAAAAACAAAGUUUCAGUCAUAGUAUUAUUUACUGAUAUCAGACUUGCCAGAAUGUGUAUUGCUUGUCCACAUUCACUUUUAUUUGUCUGGAUAGACCACACUAUUUUAAUUUAUGAAGAAGAUAUAUAUUUUGUUUUGAUUGACACUGUCAACUUUUAUUUGAAUUUUAUGGACAUGUUUCAAAGUAAAGGAGAUGUAGGUCAAAGGUAAAUGUCAGAUUGAGGGACCAUUUUUUAUCCUUGGGUUAAAGAAUAUGAGUUUUUAUGUUUCUUUUUUAAUGAUAACAAAGAUAAGUAUGUCAAAUAAAAUGUCAAAUAAAGGUAUUAAAACAAGUAUAUAUUUUUUAAUUAUUUUACUUUAAUCCUAGGGUUUAUAUACAGGGUUGUGAAUUAUCAGGUAUUGAGCAGUGACAUCCAUUUUAAUCUAUACAGUUAUACAAACAUGCAAAAUAUGUGUUCUCUAUCUUUUAUUGAUUUAUAAUUAAUUGGUACUGUUGUUGCGACAAUAGCAUUUUUAAUUUAAAUUAAAGGGAAGUAUUGAAUGGAAUGGCUGUAGCAAUGUGAUAAUUGAUAUCUUCAUUUACUGCAUAAAGAUAAAAAUGGGAGUGACUUUAAACCAUUUAUCAGUAUAGUUAUUGCUAUAGUCAUCAUAAAUAUUAUCGAUGAGGUCUUGUUUGAGCAGACAAUAUAUCAAUAUGAUGGCUGUUGUCAUAUCAGUGAAGAUAGGUUGAACUUUAUGUAUGACGCAAGUAAUCAACACUUCUUCUGAGGAACAGCUGUUCACAUCAAAUGUGUAUCUUCUGUCUUGGAGCACCGUGGUAUAUUGCUGAAGGCUCGACUUGUACGAGAGGUCCUGGGUUCAAUCCUUGCUCGGUGCUUACAUCCUUGGACAAGGUGUUUUGCCCAAGUUUGUGUCCCUUGAUCCAGGUGUUAAAAAUUUGUACCUGGCACUUGACAAUGCUGGGCUAAAGAUAAUCGCAGGGCCACAAGGAAGAUUUAUGGGGUCCACUCAUUUAUAUAUUUUGUUUUAAUUGGUUUUAUAAGAUGACUAUAUAGGAAGAGGAAGAAAAUAAUGAGUUGUUUAGGUUAUUUUAUUCUAUGAAAAAUAAAUACCAAACCUUGCUUUAAUUUACUGUGAAUGGCAGUUAUUUGUUUUGUUUUAGCGAUUGAUAAAAUAACAAAUCUAAAUCUCUGCAACACAAUACAUAGGAUGGUCCAUUGUUGAUUAUGUAGAGAUUGGUUAAUUUUGUUUGUGUGGGGGGGGGGGGGGUGUUCUUUCUUUAUACAAUUACGCCAUCCAAUUUGUUUAUUUUACUCCACAAUUGAAUACAAUAAUUUGUAACAGAUGAAUGAAAUAAUUGGUAUCAUAAUAGGUAUCGAGGCAUUUGACAAAGACAUAUGCAUUAGAUUUGGUUUGUUGAGGAUAAGCCAGUUCUGAUUUGAUAAUAGUCUCAUUAAAUGUCUCAUCUGAUUUGUUGAACAGAUUUGUAAACAUGUUUGUUAUUUUGCUGGCAUUAAGUUAUUUAGGGCUGGCAUUAAGUUAUUUAUGGCUGGCUUUAAAUUAAUUCAUGCUGCACUAUUUUGUAUGAUUUUUUGCCUUCUUAUUCUACAUAUAUUUGUUGUUUGAUUGGGUAUAACCAUGCUGAAAAUUGCAAUAUGUUCAUUUUGUUUCUCAGUAUUUUCUAUGAGUACAAUUGAAAUGCUUGAUUUUAUUUCCAAUUGGCAGGGACCAUACUAUUUCAUGCUCAUUAUCAUCACUUAAUUUGUGAUAAAAUUUACUUUGAUUUCAGUUGUCAUUUGAACAAAAAAAUGUUGAAAAUAACUAGUCUACCUUGGACAUGAUCGCAAAGAAUUUAUGAAAUGAAUUCUUGGGCAUAAUCAAUAGGUUAGUGCAUUAUCUAUUAUUUGUACAAUUCAUAUAAUAACUGCUUGCUAAAUAGUGAAAUAUUUUCUAAAUAAAUUCAAAAAUUUAUUGAAAUUGCUUUAUAGUUCAUUCUUGAAA